Messenger RNA from Colias croceus (clouded yellow), 8445 nucleotides. RefSeq names its product fatty acid synthase (gene FASN1). The record is from RefSeq and is a predicted model, not a curated record. The coding region runs from base 424 to 7599 and encodes 2391 amino acids. Gene Ontology annotation, biological process: fatty acid biosynthetic process. The transcript has 27 exons. NCBI's taxonomy places the organism in Eukaryota, Metazoa, Arthropoda, Insecta, Lepidoptera, Pieridae. Gene Ontology annotation, molecular function: 3-oxoacyl-[acyl-carrier-protein] synthase activity; phosphopantetheine binding; fatty acid synthase activity.
GAUCGGCGGGUCACGCAAUCGACGCAUCGCAGAUACCGUGCAGAGGUCGAAUCGGACGCCGAUGUUGCAUCUCUCGAGUUUCGUCACCGGGCAACGGACACCGGACGUUGCAGUCAGUGGAAAGGGGCUACGAGGCGCAAGCGGACGGCUGUGCGGGUGCAGCCAGGGUGCGGAAGAGCCGGCGACCUUGCUCGUCCUUGCGGCGCGAUAACGCGGCUCCGUGGAAACGUGGUGGCGAGUCGCGACCCCGCUAUCGCGCCCUUUUAACCGACCGCGCCGCGGCCGCAGGCUCACUCGCAGCGUGCACCUCCCGCGGCCGACACGCGAGCUAAUGCUGAUACACUCGCGACUCGCACCUCCAAAUAGCAACGCCAUCCUCCGCCGCCGAACUCGACUCUCGUGCUAGAUCGAGCGUAGAUUACGAUGCCGGGUGCAGUGAUGAACGGCGGGCGGGCAGCGAGCGGCGAGGACGUGGUGCUGACGGGGCUGUCGGGCCGCCUGCCGCAGUCUGACAACAUCGAGGAGUUCGCGCAGCAGCUGUUCGACGGGGUCGACCUGGUGACGGCUGACGACCGACGCUGGACGCCCGGUCUCCACGGAUUGCCAGAGCGCAAUGGCAAGUUAAAAGACCUGUCCCACUUCGACGCCACAUUCUUCGGCGUGCACGCGAAGCAGGCGCACCUGAUGGACCCGCAGCUGCGGCUGCUGCUGGAGAUCACGCACGAAGCCAUCGUGGACGCCGGCCUCAACCCCGCCGAGCUGCGCGGCUCGCGCACCGGCGUCUUCGUCGGCGUCUCCAACUCCGAGACGGAGGAGUUGUGGACAUCGGACCCGGACAAGAUCAACGGCUACGCCCUCACCGGGUGCUGUCGAGCCAUGUUUCCGAACCGCAUCUCGUACACGUUCGACCUGAAGGGGCCGUCGUACGCCAUAGACACCGCGUGCUCCAGCUCGAUGUUCGCGCUGGCGCAGGCGGUGAGCGCCAUCCGCGCGGGGCAGUGCGACGCGGCGGUGGUGGCCGGCAGCAACCUGUGCCUGAAGCCGGGCACGUCGCUCAACUUCCACCGGCUGAGCAUGCUGUCGCCGGAGGGCCGCUGCGCCGCGUUCGACGCGAGCGGGCGCGGCUACGUGCGCUCGGAGGCGGCCGUGGCCGUGCUGCUGCAGCGGCGCGGCGCCGCGCGGCGCGUGUACGCGUCCGUGCGCGGCGCGCGCAUGAACACGGACGGCCACAAGCCGCAGGGCAUCACCUUCCCCACGGGCGACAUGCAGCGCCGGCUGGCCGAGGAGACCUUCCGCGAGGCGUGCGUGCGCCCGCAGGACGUCGUCUACGUCGAGGCGCACGGCACUGGCACCAAGGUGGGCGACCCACAAGAGGUGAACGCGAUAGCCGAGUUCUUCUGCAAGGAGCGCACGACGCCGCUGCUGCUGGGCUCGGUGAAGUCCAACAUGGGCCACUCGGAGCCGGCCUCGGGCCUGUGCUCCAUCGCCAAGGUGCUGGUGGCCAUGGAGCGCGGCCGCAUCCCCGCCAACCUGCACUACGCGGCGCCCAACCCCGACAUCCCCGCGCUCAGCGACGGCCGCAUUAAGGUGGUGGACCGCAACACGGCGUGGGAGGGCGGGCUGGUGGCGGUGAACUCGUUCGGGUUCGGCGGCGCCAACGCGCACGUGAUCCUCGAGUCGGAGCCGAGCCGGCCUCGCGCCGCGGCGCAGUACGCCGUGCCGCGCCUCGUGCUGGCCUCGGGCCGCACCGAGGAGGCCGUGCAGGAACUUCUGAACCUGGCGGCGGAGAACGCUACGGACGCGGGGCUGCACGCGCUGCUGGACGCCGUGCACGCGCAGAACAUCCCCGGGCACGCGCACCGCGGGUACCGCCUGCUGGCCGACCCGCCCGCGCAGGAGAUACUCGAAGUGGAGAGCGGGUCGCCGCGGCCCGUGUGGUUCGUGUUCUCGGGCAUGGGCUCGCAGUGGGCCGGCAUGGGCCGCACGCUGCUGCAGCUGCCGCAGUUCGCGCAGAGCGUGCGGCGCAGCGCAGCGGCCCUGCAGCCGCACGGCGUGGACCUGCUGCACGUGCUCACGGACGCGCCCGACUCGGCCUUCGACGACGUCAUCGCGUCCUUCGUGUCCAUCGCCGCCGUGCAGGUGGCGCUGGUGGACGUGCUGCGCGCCGUCGGCAUCGUGCCCGACGGCAUCGUCGGACACUCCGUGGGCGAGAUCGGUUGCGCGUACGCGGACGAGACGCUGACGGGCGAGCAGGCCGUGCUGGCGGCGUACUGGCGCGGGCGCAGCAUCGUGGACGCCAAGCUGCCGCCGGGCGCCAUGGCCGCCGUGGGGCUCUCGUGGGACGACGCGGCCGCGCGCUGCCCGCCCGACGUCGUGCCCGCCUGCCACAACGCGGCCGACAGCGUCACGGUGUCGGGCCCGGUGGCGUCCGUGGAGAAGUUCGUGUCGGAGCUGAGCGGCGCGGGCGCGUUCGCGCGGCGCGUGAACAGCUCGGGCGUGGCGUUCCACAGCAAGUACAUCGCGGCGGCCGCGCCGCUGCUGCGCCGCUCGCUGGAGCGCGUCAUCCCCGCGCCCCGCCCGCGCUCCGCCCGCUGGGUGUCCUCCUCGCUGCCGCGCGACCAGUGGGACUCCCACAUCGCCAAGCUGAGCGACGCGGCGUACCACGUGAACAACCUGCUGUCGCCGGUGCGGUUCGCGGAGGCGCUGCGCGAGGUGCCCGAGCGCGCCGUGCUGGUGGAGGUGGCGCCGCACGCGCUGCUGCAGGCCGUGCUGAAGCGCGCGCGGCCCGGCGCGGCGCACGUGCCGCUGGUGCGGCGCGACAGCGCGUCGCCGGCCGCGCACCUGCUGGCGGCGCUGGGCCGGCUGUACGCGGCGGGCGCGCAGCCGCGCGCGCACGCGCUGUACCCGCCCGUGCCCUUCCCCGUGCCGCGCGGCACGCCGGGCCUGGCCUCGCGCGUGCGCUGGGACCACUCCGUCGAGUGGAGCGUGGCCGACUUCGGCAGCGCGCGCUCCGGCGAGAACGUCAUCGAGUACGACAUCUCCAAGAACGACGACUCCUUCAUCUCCGGACACAAUAUCGACGGCCGCGUCCUCUUCCCGGCCACCGGAUACUUGACUUUAGUGUGGAGAACGAUGGCGAAGAUAAACAACAAGAAACCUGAAGAGACGCCCAUCAUACUAGAGAACGUGCAGUUCAGGCGCGCGACCAUCGUGUCGCGGGACGCGCCCGUGCGGUUCCUCAUCAACGUGCUCGAGGGCACGGGCGAGUUCGACGUGUGCGAGGGCGGCGCGGUCGUGGUCACGGGCACCGUGCGCCUGGCCCGCGAGCCCGCGCUCGAGCGCCUGCCCGCCGACGGCGCCGCGCCGCCCGCCGAGCCCGACCUGCUCGCGCUCGUCGCCGACGACAUCUACAAGGAGCUGCGCCUGCGCGGCUACAACUACGGCGGCGUCUUCCGCGGCAUCCGCUCGUCCGACCCGCGCGGCACGGCCGGCGAGAUCGCGUGGAACGACAACUGGAUCGCGUUCAUGGACGCGAUGCUGCAGUUCGGCAUCAUCGGCGCGGACACGCGCGAGCUGUACCUGCCCACGCGGCUGCAGCGCGCGCUGAUCGACCCGGCGGCGCAGGCGGCGGCGCUGGCGGGCGCGCGGGGCGGCGCGCUGCCGGUGCGCAUGCGCCGCGACAUCGACGUGAUCGCGUGCGGCGGCGUCGAGUUCCGCGGCGUCAAGACGAGCCUGGCGCCGCGCCGCGCCAACCCGCAGGCGGCGCCCAAGCUCGAGAAGUACGUCUUCCUGCCCUACGACAACGCCAACGUCGGCACCGAGGACACGUCGCGGUCGAAGCGCGACGCGAUGACGGUGAGCGUGCAGCUGGCGCUGGAGGCGGCGGGCUCGCUGCGGCUGCGGCUGGCCGAGGCGGUGCUGGCGCGCGGGCCCGACGCGCUGCUGGCGCCCGCCGCGCUGGCCGCGCUGGAGGCCGAGCCGCUCGUGCGCGUGGACGCGGCGCUGGCGGCCGGCGGCAACCACGCCGCCUACGCCGCGCUCGCCGGCGACAUCGGCGCCAAAGUGACCCAAAAGGACGCCCGCAGCGGCCCGCCGGACGCGGACUGCCACCUGGUGCUCGCGACCGACGUGCUGUCCCGCCACGGCGCCAGCGUGCUGGCCAACCUCGCGGCCGCGCUCGCCGACACCGGCUUCGUCCUGCUGGAGGAGCCGCACGCGGCGCUCGACGACCCCGACUCUAAGGACGCGAUCGAGAAGUGCGGCCUGAUCGUCGUCUCGCGCCAAGUGGCCGCCAACAGCGACUACAUUCUGUUGCGCAAGCGGCCCGUGCUCCCCGAAGUCAGCAUAGUCGUCGAGAUCGAGGAGAACUCGUACGCGUGGGUGGAGAAGCUGCGCGACGCGAUGAAGCGCGCGGAGAGCGAGGACGUGCGCGUAUACGCGGUGUCGCGCGCGGCGGCGUCGGGCGUGCUGGGGCUGGGCACGUGCCUGCGCGGCGAGGCGGGCGGCCGCUGCCUGCGCACGUUCCUGCUGGGCGGCGCGCGCGAACCCUUCGCGCCCGACGCGCCCGCCUACCGCGACCAGGUGCGCCGAGACCUGCCCGUCAACGUGCUGCGCGCCGGCGUCUGGGGCUCCUACCGCCAUCUGCUGCUCGCCGACGCUUCUGAGGCCCAGUUGCAGGUCGAGCACGCGUACGUGAACACGCUGGUGCGCGGCGACCUGUCGUCGCUGCGCUGGAUCGAGAGCGAGCUGCGCACGGCGGCUGCGCUGCCGAGCGGCGGCGAGCGCGCCGAGCUGUGCCGCGUGUACUGCGCGCCGCUCAACUUCCGCGACAUCAUGCUGGCCACCGGCAAGCUGCCGCCCGACGCGCUGCCCGGCAACCUCGCCGGGGAGGAGUGCAUCCUGGGCCUGGAGUUCAGCGGGCGCGGCGCGGACGGGCGGCGCGUGAUGGGCAUGGUGGCGGCGCGGGGCCUGGCCACCAGCGUGCGGGCCGACCGCGCCUUCCUGUGGGACGUGCCCGACAACUGGAGUCUGGAGGAGGCGUCGACGGUGCCGGUGGCGUACGCGACGGCGUACUACGCGCUGAGCGUGCGCGGGCGCAUGGCGCGCGGCGAGAGCGUGCUGGUGCACGCGGGCUCGGGCGGCGUGGGGCAGGCCGCCAUCGCCGUCGCGCUGCACGCCGGCUGCCGCGUGUUCGCCACGGUGGGCACGCCCGACAAGCGCGCCUUCCUGCGCGAGCGCUUCCCGGCGCUGGCCGACGAGGACAUCGGCAACUCGCGCGACACGUCGUUCGAGCAGCUCGUGCUGCGCCGCACGUGCGGUCGCGGCGUGGACCUGGUGCUCAACUCGCUGGCCGCCGACAAGCUGGCCGCCUCCGUGCGCUGCCUGGCCAACGGCGGCCGCUUCCUCGAGAUCGGCAAGCUCGACCUCUCCAAUAACACCCCCUUGGGCAUGUCGGUAUUCCUGAAGAACACGACGUUCCACGGCAUCCUGCUGGACGCGCUGUUCGACGCGGCUGAGGACAGCGCGGAGCGGCGCGCGGUGGUGCGCUGCGUGCGCGACGGCAUCGCCGCCGGCGCCGUGCGCCCGCUGCCCGCCACCGUCUUCGGCGACCAGCAGCUCGAGCAGGCCUUCCGCUACAUGGCCACCGGCAAGCACAUCGGAAAGGUGGUGCUGCGCGUGCGCGAGGAGGAGGCGGACGGCGCGCGGCCCGCGCUGCGCCUGCUGCACGCGCUGCCCCGCACAUACAUGCACCCCGCCAAGAGCUACGUGCUCGUCGGCGGUUUGGGCGGUUUCGGCCUGGAGCUGGCGCAGUGGCUCGUGAAGCGCGGCGCGCGCGCUCUAGUGUUCAACUCGCGCAGCGGCGUGCGCACCGGCUACCAGUCGUGGUGCAUCCGCAGGUGGCGCGAGCGCGGCGUGCGCGUGUUGGUGUCGACGGCGGACGUGUCGCGGGCGGCGGGCGCGCGCGCGCUGCUGGGCGACGCGGGCGCGCUGGCGCCGGUGGGCGGCAUCUUCAACCUCGCCGCCGUGCUGCGCGACGCCUUCCUCGAGAACCUCACGCCGGACGACUUCCGCGCCGUCGCCACGCCCAAGAUUGAUGGAACAAAGAUGCUGGACGCGGCGUCGCGCGAGCUGUGCCCCGAGCUGGACUACUUCGUGGCGUUCUCGUCGGUGUCGUGCGGGCGCGGCAACCCGGGCCAGAGCAACUACGGGCUCGCCAACUCCGCCAUGGAGCGCGUGUGCGAGCUGCGCCAGGCCGACGGGCUGCCGGGCCUCGCCGUGCAGUGGGGCGCCAUCGGCGAGGUGGGGCUGAUCGUGGACACGAUGGGCGGCGACGAGGCGGUGGUGGGCGGCACGCUGCCGCAGCGCGUGGCGUCGUGCGUGGAGGCGCUGGGCGCGCUGCUGGCGCGGCCGCACGCCGUGUGCGCGUCCAUGGUGCUGGCCGACAAGCGCCGCGCGACCGCCGCGCCCACGCAGGACCUCGUGCACGCCGUCGCCAACAUCCUCGGCAUCAAAGAUCCGUCCAAAGUAUCGGAAACGGCCAACCUCGCGGAGCUCGGUAUGGACUCGCUCAUGGGCGCCGAAAUCAAACAGACGCUGGAACGCGGCUACGAUCUCGUCCUGGGAGUGCAAGAAAUCCGCGCCCUCACUUUCGCUAAGUUAAAAUCUCUGUCGGGCGGCGAAGAGAACGCAGAAGACAAGGCGAAGGAAGAGACGAAAGAGGAGACCGCGAGCGCCGUCUCGGACCUGGCACAGUUCGCGAACUUGAGCGAGAUCAUGCCCAAGCAGGUCGUCGUGAAGCUGCCCAGCGCCGCGCCGGACUCCAAAUCCAACGUGUUCAUGGUGCACCCGAUCGAGGGCGUGGCGGGCAUGCUGCGCGGCGUGGCGCGCGGCGUGCGCGGCGCGGCGCUGGGCCUGCAGUGCGUGGCGGCCGCGCCGCUGGCCGACAUGCGCGCGCUGGCCGCCUUCUACGUGCGCCACGUGCGGGCGCUGCAGCCCGACGACCCCUACACGCUGCUCGGCUACUCGUUCGGCGCCGGCGUCGCCUUCGAGAUGGCGCUGCAGCUCGAGCAGGAGGGCAAGCGCGUGCGCGUGGUGCUGGUGGACGGCUCGCCCGCGUUCGUGGCGGCGCACACGCGGCGCAGCACACAGAAGCGCGCCGCGCGCUCGCCCGCCACCGACGAGGCCGACGCGCUCGCAUACUUCCUGCAGCUCUUCAACGAGAAGCUCGACAUCGUCAAGGUAUCGAACGAGCUCGCGAAGCUGUCGAGCUGGGAGCAGCGCGUGCAGCGCACGGCGGAGCUGGCGGCUGCUGCGGGGCCCGCAGGGCGCGACGCCGCCGCACUGGCCGCCGCUGCGGAGUCCUUCUACCGCAAGCUCGUCAUCGCCGACUCGUACAAGCCCAGCGGCAAGCUGAGCGCGCCCGUCACGCUGUUCACGGCGCGCGACAACUACGUGGAGCUGGCGGCCGACUACGGGCUGAGCGGCGUGUGCGCGGGCCCGCUGGCCGUGCGCCAGCUGCCGGCCAACCACCGCUCCAUCCUGGCGGGCGACGCGGCGCGCGCCAUCGCCGACCACGUGUCCGAGCUGCUGGCGCAGUAGCCGCGCGCAGCACGACGCGCCGCCCGCGCCGCCCGCGCCGCCCGCAGCUAGUGCACAGUGGACGAUAUACAAUUUGUGGAUAUGGCAUCAGAUCUAUAUAGGUUUAUCGCGUCGGCCGUCUCCAUUGGAGACGACCGUCGACGUGAACGCGAGAGCGACGCCGCUGGCGUCCGCGCGGAUCAGUUGCGGUCGCGCACGCGUAGUGCACGCGACUUUCUAUUGAAUUACGCACAUCCGAGCGUGUCGCCCCGCAACUGCGGUCCCAGUUUGUUGCCUCCGUUCGAUAUCGAUUCAUACGUACUCGAACGAUCACGAUCUUUGUAUUUUAGUUUGUGUCUUGUGACGUUUAUUUAUAUUAUUUAGUCGUUGACAUCACAAUAUUUAUAUCAGGGACGCACGUCGCGCUGUACAUAGCAUUAUGUACGACACGCGCGAGUCCGUUUACGUUUCGUAGACGGCCUAGCAUAAGGGCCGGCGCACGCUUACCGCGUCGACGCAGGGUUUUGGGGCAUUUAAUAAUAUUAGAAAACAACUUUUCAACAAUAGUACAAACCGGUAUUCUGUAGUUAGGGCAAGGUUUCGCACAGGGUCGACGCGGUCGGUGCGCUCCGCCCGCACGAGAUGCCUCUCUAUGUAAUAUAAAGUUGCGGGGUUCUUAGUUAAAUUGUAUUUAUAUUUAAAUUAAUUAAUUUAUGAUUAGGGUCGAGCGAGGCUCGUGCUUGUGAUACAUAGCAUUCCUCUAGUUGUAAGUGACAGUAGUUAAAACGAGAGUGUGGUUGUUGUGGUGUUUAUUUAGUAACAGAUUUGGCUUCAGCCCUGUGAUAAAUAAAAAGUGCAUUAUUUUUA